UUGGGGCGGAAGCGGCGCCAUUACACUGCGUUUUAUAAACGUGCGCGGCGGCGAGUUUCGCUCUGCGGACAAAAACCGAAUAAAAGCGGAAUAAAGGAGAAUAAAGGAGGAUUUAGAGCCGAAAUCAUGAGUCUUCUGAACAAGCCGAAGUCCGAGAUGACUCCUGAGGAGCUCCAGAAGCGAGAGGAGGAGGAGUUCAACACCGGGCCGCUGUCCGUCCUCACACAGUCCGUCAAGAACAACACGCAGGUCCUCAUCAACUGCCGCAACAACAAGAAGCUGCUGGGCCGAGUGAAGGCGUUCGACAGGCACUGUAACAUGGUUCUGGAGAACGUGAAGGAGAUGUGGACGGAGGUUCCCAAGAGCGGCAAAGGCAAGAAGAAGUCCAAACCGGUCAAUAAGGAUCGCUACAUCUCCAAGAUGUUCCUGAGAGGAGACUCGGUCAUCGUGGUUCUGAGGAACCCUCUCAUCACCGGCAAAUAGACUGUCCACCUUUAUGCUGCGACACCAGGCAAUCUGAGGUUCUAGAGGAACAGAGGAACCGAUACAUCAUAUUAACAUGAUACUACGGUGUUGAUGAAGCUCAGUGGUUCGGAUGUGGGAGAUCAGGAUUGCCUGCGGUGGACUGGCUGUAACGGUGCUGUUGUUUUGGAGGUGUUUAGUGGUUUAGUGAUUGGGGGGUCAACUGUGUGAGAUUGUUUUUGUUUUUGUUUUGUUUUUUGUUUAUUUAGGAGACUUUGAUAUGACUUCAGAAUAAAGUUUUGUACUCACAAAAAAA
Colossoma macropomum (tambaqui) is the source of this 778-nucleotide messenger RNA. RefSeq names its product small nuclear ribonucleoprotein D2 polypeptide (gene snrpd2). The record is from RefSeq and is a predicted model, not a curated record. Lineage: Eukaryota; Metazoa; Chordata; Actinopteri; Characiformes; Serrasalmidae. The coding region runs from base 127 to 483 and encodes 118 amino acids. Gene Ontology annotation, molecular function: RNA binding. Gene Ontology annotation, cellular component: catalytic step 2 spliceosome; U2 snRNP; U5 snRNP. Gene Ontology annotation, biological process: RNA splicing; spliceosomal snRNP assembly. The transcript has 3 exons.